AAUACAAACUAGCUUUAUCCCGAAAAGAACCUCUACAAACACAACAAACACAUGUACAGUAUUUCGUAUGAAAAUUUCCGGGAGAUCGUGUGAACGACGUCAUCCUGACCAUAGAUCCUUGCAGGCGGUGACCCCAGGAACGCCUGACGGAAAUUGCUGCUGCUAAAGUUUUUGGUCGGAAUUUUAGCAAUCCUCGAUUCAAAGUAGCGAGAAUUUUUCACUGUCGAAUGCUCUUGUUUAAAUAAGGCUGGGAUCAUAAAGCUUAACUGUAAGAUAAACAGUAUUUAAAUGACCAGUAUGACAUUGCAGCAUGUGUUAAGUCAUAAAUUAUGACAAGUUCUCAGCUGACUGGAAAAUAAAAUCCUGAUAUCCAAUGAGCUUUUUGUGCUGUAGACUGAUCAGCAGAUCACAGAAAUGGCUGAAACAGUCCUUGGUGGUGUUUAAUAAGCUAAAAAAUAAAGGGUCUUUAUCGCAGUUUUCCUCUGUGGCCUAUGUUUGGGGAGCUGGGGAUGGUGGACAGUUGGGAACUGGUACCCAAGAAUGCGGUCUUCUGCCUAAAAAAUUUCCUGUUCCUAGUGAAGUUUCCCACAUAGGCUGUGGGUAUGGCUUCACAAUAGCAGCUAAAGCAGACAGUCACAGCCUGUGGACAACUGGUCUGAAUUCAUUUUCACAGCUGGCAAGACAGCUGUCAUCUAGCAAUGGACAAGUUGAAUCAGGUCCAUCCACAGUUGAUCUCAGUGUGAAUACAAGUCUAUCAUUGAGAGUUCAGCAGAUUUCCUGUGGAAGAUCACACUCUGCAGUGCUAAUGGACAAUGGUGAAGUGUUGACCUGUGGGGGACACUAUCAUGGACAGUGUGGAGUUGGACAUGUGGCUGGAAGUUCUAUCAAGCAAUUUACAAAGAUACAAAGUCUUGCAGGGAAGAUUAAACAGAUAGCAUGUGGCUUGGACCACACCCUUCUUCUGUGUCAUGAUGGCAGAGUACUGGCCUGUGGUUGGGGUGCAGAUGGACAGAAUGGGCUAGGUCAUUUUAAAGAUGAGGCUACUUUUAACCUUAUCGAAGGAGAACUGAAAGACGUUCGAAUAAAACAAGUCGCUUCUUCAGCAGAUUGCUGUUUGGCUCUGUCAGAUGAAGGAGAAGUAUUUUCUUGGGGAAACAAUGAAUAUGGUCAGCUGGCCGUUGAAAGUGAUGAAGAGCAAUUUGCAGUCCCUAAAAGAGCCUCGUUACUAAAAGGUCUACCAGAGAUCACACACGUGGCUGCUGGUGGCUCGUUCUGUGUUGCCCUCACUGUCACUGGGGAACUCUACAGUUGGGGCUAUGGUGUUCUGGGACAUGGCCGGGAGGUUUCUUUUGCGAAGACGCCGAGAAAAAUUCAAGAGUUUUCCUCCAUCGAUGAAACUGUUACACGAGUGUUUUGCGGCCCCGAUAACACUGCUGUAGUGACAGAUACAGGCGCACUGUAUACCUGGGGGAGAGGAUCAUUUGGAAGACUCGGUCUUGGCUCAAAACAGGAUCAGUGGGUUCCUAAGAAGGUGGGUUUUAAGAGUACACUGUAAAACUAGACUAAUACACUCUUAUUGUAAUGCAAUGAGAGUUUGUUGCCUUGUUUAGUAACGCCGUGCUUGAGAGCUGCGUUGUCAAUCAAUCCCGGCAUUUCUUCGUUGUUUGGGAGACUGUUUUUCUUCGUUAUUAUUAUUAGUUUUUCUUUUUUGAAGAGGGGGAGGGCAGUGGGGCAUGAGUGACGUGUGUUCUUUGCCUUUCCGACUCGUUACAUUUUGAUGCUGCUUGUUACAAAUCACAUACUUCAGUACAGGGAAGAAAUAAUGGGAAAGAAUUUCUGUGAAGCUUCGUCAUUUCAGCAUCUCUGAUAAGAAGAAUAAAGUAAGUCUGAGUUGCCUUCUGCUUGUCUUCUGCUUGUGUUACAAGAAGUCUUUCGUGCGAAACUUCAGUUCAUUUCACUUGAAGAAUUGUUUUAGCUGUACGUUCAUUUUCAUUCAAAUCAAACUCAUUUUCAUGCUAAAC
This is a messenger RNA of Orbicella faveolata, 2021 nucleotides long. RefSeq names its product RCC1-like G exchanging factor-like protein. Gene Ontology annotation, molecular function: guanyl-nucleotide exchange factor activity; rRNA binding. The record is from RefSeq and is a predicted model, not a curated record. Gene Ontology annotation, biological process: positive regulation of mitochondrial translation. Lineage: Eukaryota; Metazoa; Cnidaria; Anthozoa; Scleractinia; Merulinidae. Gene Ontology annotation, cellular component: mitochondrial inner membrane.